UAUAAUGAAAAAGGAAACUCAUGGUGUAAAAUUCCAGAUAAGAUUACACUGCUGGUCAAAUCAGCUGUUUGUCCCCUGCUUUUGACUCUGACUCACACACGUGCACACAGGCGCUUACAAAACAGCUGACGAAACUUUGACCUGCAUGUUUUUUUAAUUUUCACAACAUCAGGACACUGAGGAGAAAGCAGGUUACAAAGGUCUUUCCAGGUUGUGUGCGCAGUUGUCACACAUAACCUCACCCUGGAAUUUAAUACACCAAGACACAUGUCCUGUCAAUAUUUUACUCAACAUACUCUUUAAUCCUCUGUUGUCCUUGUAUUCUCUGACUCUUUCUUUUCUCUGUCACUUAUUGUCCAUGUUUGACCCUUGCACCCUGUAAGCCGGCACAUACUCUCUCAUGUUGCUUUUGCUGUGUGAGUGAUAUCACCACCACUGCAUGUGACAUGGAAAGAGUGCCAAAGCUGUUACUUGAGUUUAAUCUGAGGAGCUGGCCUGACCAGAAGAAGAAGCCUGAUGGCUUCAGUUUGACCACUACAGAUAUCUGAGUGUAGCAGAAACCAGUGCAGAUUAACAUGGACUCUGCAGUGAAGGUUCGAAAGGAGAGAGUAGCUGCGGCACCACCAGCAGCCCCCGACGGUGGCUAUGCCUGGUUCGUCUUACUCUCCUGCUUCUUAGUCUUUGGUCUGACCUUUGGGGUCAUUAAGGCCUUUGGUGUAUUCUAUGUUGAGAUACACCAAUACUUUGAAACCACAGCAACAGGAACAUCAUGGAUCACCUCUAUUGCUGUGGCUACCAUUCACGUCAUAGCUCCUGUAGCGUCUGCUCUUAGUGCUCGCUACAGCCAUCGUUCUGUGGUGAUGAUGGGUGGACUGAUUUGCAGCUUAGGAGUCGUGAUUGGGGCUUUUUCUCGUAAUGUGAUUGACCUCUACCUAACAGUGGGGUUCCUAAAUGGUUUUGGUUAUGCAUUAACCUGGACCCCCACAGUGACCAUGCUGGGUUUGUACUUUGAGAAAAGGCGUCCGAUGGCCAACGCCUUAGCCAGCGCUGGAGAGUGCAUCCUUACUUUUGUCCUAACACCCCUGUUCCAGCUGUUGAUUGACAGUUACUCAUGGAGGGGUGCUUUACUGAUCCUGGGGGGUCUGCAGCUCAACCUGUGUGUGUGUGGGAUGCUGUUGAGGCCCCUAAAAGCCCCCAGAGACAUGACUUGUGUCAGUGAGGUCAAAGCAGAAGAGCAUGGCUUUUUGCAAGAACUGCUUUCAAACGAGGACUCAAGCAAACCAAACUGUCAAGAGACAGAGGAGCUGAGAAUAUGUGAGGGGUCUGAUCAGGGGACAGUCAUGGUAUGUCUUCAGGAUUCUGAAGAGACACCUAAUUCAGCUAAAGACUCAAACUGCAGCAGGGCUGAAUUAAGGACCACAAUCCUGCGCUACGUAGAUUAUACCCUCAUCACCAAUGCUCGAUUCAUGGUCUACUCAAUGUUUGGAGUGUUUGCUGCUCUGGGUUUCUUUGCUCCAGCUCUGUUCCUGGUUCCUUAUGCUCGCAGUAAGGGGAUUGAGGAGUACCAGGCUGCUGCACUAAUGUCCAUCUCUGCAGUGCUGGACCUAUUUGGAAGGGUGUUCUUUGGCUGGGUGGCAAACCUGAGACUGGUGGAGACGGUGCAACAGCUGACAGUUACAGUGAUUCUCCUGGGUACUGUGUUACUCCUCUGCCCGCUGGCCUCCUCGUUCGUAGAGUUAGCUGCUUUCAGUGCAGCUUACGGCCUGGUGUAUGGUGCCACAGUCUCCAUCCACAUCACUGUGCUGGCUGAGGUUGUGGGCAUCCACAGGCUCGGAAGUGCAUUGGGGUUUUUCAUGCUCAUACGCAGCAGUGGAGGCCUGCUUGGACCGCCCAUCGCUGGAUUCUUCAUUGAUAAGAUGAGCGACUACGGGACAGGUUUCCUCAUGGCAGGGGUGGCCCUCAUUGUCUCCGCCCUGUUCCUGCUCCUCCUCCAUCAGAUGAACCGCAGGGGUCAGGGGUCACACACCAAGGAUAGACAAAAUGUGACAAAAUGCAAUGAAGACAAAGAGCUGGGCACGACAUGAAACUGUUUCUGUUGCUGAUGGACGCUGAGUUGAAUCUCAAGAUCACAGUCAAAAAGUGGAACAUUUAUAGUAAAGAGCGAGGCAGUGUUUUUUUUCUGAUGGAGAAAUGAAGUGGAGUUCAGAGGUCUAAAGAAAUUGUCACAUGAAGAAUCAUCUGCUAGGCCUCGACGGGUGUCUGCCUGGAGGUGAUUAUGUGGAUGGUUUGGAGCUAGCAUCACACAGACCACAGACAGUGUGUGCUCUGUGUAUAGGAAAUGAUCCUUUAGAGACGGUUUGCACAGUACUAAAAUGAUCAGUUCUGCAGGUGCAUUAUAAGUCUGUGGGCAAUUUAAAAACACUUUGUUUGUUGACCAAACUGCAACCGAGAUACUUUGAAAGCACAAGAAACUUGGAGAAACAAGCAACUUUUUGAACCUUAUGAAAGAUUCAAGAAAGAAUCUUUCAUAAAAUAAGAGCAUACUUGUUUUAUCAAUGUUUUGUCAGUAGCUCUUGGUUGAAACAUAGUGACUGAAAUAUUUGCUAAAUGUGAUGCAUCAUUUUUCUUGAAACUUUGCCAGUUGAUAAUUGAAUUUCUAAUGCAUAUAUUUGGUCAACUGUGAAAAUGAAUGUUAUUCAUUUAAAACAUUUAAAUCAACAUGUUUAAAUACUUAAUGCUUUGCAAAGUCAAUACUGUUGUGUAAUCUUAAAGUAUUGUUUUUUUCUGAGACAAAAUGUUAAUAAUACGGGAAGGUCUUUUUUCAACAUGAAACAUAAGUUAAAGCCCUCCUCCCAACCCCACUUUUAUACAGUCCCUCAUGUGUUCAUAUUGAACACUGACCUCUGGAAUUCCUUAAACUGUAGAAACAUGCUACAAAUUCCUACAAAGGAAGCUGUAUUUUUAUGUCACACAGGUACAAAACUUGACAGAAAUGUGACAAUCAGAGAGUAUCAUGAAUUUUAACUGGAACAUGUGUUUUACAUGUUUUACAUAUGUUCUCCUUUAUUGCAUAAGUGCCAUGCAUGGAUGAAUACUAGGCUUCACAGUGAAAAUGUAACUAUGGCUCCCUCCAGUGAGAAGAUACUAAUGUUGCAUUUGCAACCUUUACAGCUGCAGGGCUGAGCUGAAAAAUGUGGAUAUAUGCAGAUAUCAUACCACUGGAAAGACUAGGGAAUUACAGUUAUAAACAAAACAGUCACAGUACAGUAAGUUGCAUCAGCUUUUUUGGAUCAGUGAUUAAAACCUAAGCAAAAUAUACAAAGCAUGCUCCUUUAAAUAUACAAGCCAAUUUUUAACAGCCUUUAAAAGUGACCUGACAUGUUCAAUUAGACUGUUGAAACCAUAAAAUAACUUCUAUAUGGUUCAGUGAAUUUAUUUCAAAGUUAUGUCCCAGUGCAGCCUGAAAACAAUAAGGGAAAAGCAUUUCAUCAUUUUCUUCCUCUGCUGCAGAAUGUUUGGUAUGUGCAACCAUCAAGAAAACUAGCUUUCAUAACCCCGAAGCAACAAGAGGCGCCAGAUAAACAUCUUCAACCUGGUGUAAUGCAAAUAUAACAAGUGUAAAUAAACAUGUCACUCUCUAUAAACCUGCAAUAACAAACUCUUAACUGAGAUUUACAAACAGUGGGCCACACUGAAAUUCCCCCCCUGCACUAAUAGACGCAAGAUACACAUACACCCACACACACACACCCAUACACACACCAAAGGAAAGAGACUGCAGAAAAAAAAAAAUUACCACAACAAGAGAGCUAGUCACAAAAUACCACAAGCCUUUGAUCUGCCAGACAGGAACAAAGACAUAAUCCAUGUUUCAUAGAAACUCUACAUGAAAACCAAACACACACUCACGCAUGCACUCACACACACACACACACACACACACUCACAGUAUGCAACGGUUGACUGCCAAGAGGGGGAGGCGGCCACCUAUUAUCAGGGAGAAGAAGACUGCCGGUUCAAAAUUAUCAUCGGAUUUCCAAUCCAGUGAACCCAACGUCUACUGUUACUUGAUAUGUGAGGAAGUUUGAUCUUUUAAUAGCAUAUCAGCCUGCCUGAAAUCCCUAAAGCCAUUAACUCUCUGUGCUGCAUAUGAAAGGAACAACAUGUCUAUGCAAUGAACAAAAGAAGAUAAUGUGGAGUUACACACCACUUUUUUUUUUUUUAUUAAU
Messenger RNA from Lates calcarifer (barramundi perch), 4229 nucleotides. RefSeq lists its product as uncharacterized. Gene Ontology annotation, biological process: monocarboxylic acid transport; transmembrane transport. Gene Ontology annotation, molecular function: monocarboxylic acid transmembrane transporter activity. Bases 576 to 2084 code for a protein of 502 amino acids. The record is from RefSeq and is a predicted model, not a curated record. The transcript is spliced from 6 exons. NCBI's taxonomy places the organism in Eukaryota, Metazoa, Chordata, Actinopteri, Centropomidae.